Messenger RNA from Metarhizium acridum CQMa 102, 582 nucleotides. The record is from RefSeq and is a predicted model, not a curated record. NCBI's taxonomy places the organism in Eukaryota, Fungi, Ascomycota, Sordariomycetes, Hypocreales, Clavicipitaceae.
AUGCAGCGUCAUCGUCGCCACACCCGAGUUCAAACCCAGUGCAAGCCACACACGCCUGAGCUCCAAACUCGAGGUCGACCAGUCACUCCCAACUCAGCAUCCUCAGCACCUCCCACCACACAUAUCCCUACUCAACCUGAUGCUCUCGACGCAGAGACGCCGUUGAGUCCCUCGGAGCUACAAGUCCUACGAGCCCAGUACGAAAAAGAAGGUGACAUGGUUGGCGUCCAGACAAAAUUCAACUACGCAUGGGGCCUCGUCAAAUCAAACAAUCGCAAUGACCAACAACUCGGCGUCCGCCUCCUCAGCGAUAUAUUCCGUCUUUCUCCCGAACGUCGCCGCGAAUGCCUGUACUACCUCGCCCUCGGAAACUACAAGCUCGGAAACUACGGUGAGGCGCGUCGCUACAACGACCUCCUGCUCGACAAGGAGCCCGCGAACCUCCAGGCUUCGGAUCUACGCCAACUUAUUGACAACAAGGUCGCCAAGGAGGGGCUAAUGGGGGUAGCCAUCUUGAGCGGCGUUAGCAUUGCCGCUGGGGUUGUCGGCGCAUUUUUGUUCAAGAAUGCUAGGAAAAGGUAG